Molecule: messenger RNA, 2287 nt
Organism: Argiope bruennichi
Lineage: Eukaryota; Metazoa; Arthropoda; Arachnida; Araneae; Araneidae
Product: transferrin-like
Exons: 12
Coding region: 84-2180 (698 amino acids)
Biological process (GO): iron ion transport
Cellular component (GO): extracellular region; plasma membrane; recycling endosome
Source: RefSeq, a predicted model, not a curated record
GCAGCCAAUGAGUGGCACUUUUUUCGGAGGUUACUUAAGGUGAGUUUGAGACAUGAGAGUCCAGUUCGACACAAAGAACAGCUAUGUUGUGGAUCUUGGUAGGAAUUUUUUCGGUGGUGCAAGCUACUCCGAUACGAGUAUGUGUUCCAGAAUCACUGUCAACUUCGUGUGGUCAGAUGGAACAGGACUUGCCUGAUACUUUCAAAUGUGUCAGUGCACCAGAUGUGCUCGGAUGCUUGCAAAAGAUUCACCAAGGCGAAGCAGACACUGCUAACGUUGACCCCUCUGCUCUCUACCUGGGUGGUAAAUUUUACGAUUUGCGACCGGUUGCCACAGAACUUGUGGAUGGAGAAUCUUUCAGGUACCAAGGUAUAGCUCUCGUCCGGCAAGGAUCAGACAUCCAAAAUGUGAACGAUUUGAAAAAUCGAGCUUCUUGCCACACUGGCUUGGGUCGAACCGUUGGAUGGCAGAUACCCGUGGGUAGGCUAUUGGCUGCAAAUGUCAUGCCUGCUGAUUGCGAAGUAGGAGAGCUAGGUUCAGUCAGCAACUUUUUCAGCGGCAGCUGCUUACCUGGAAAUUGGUCUUCAGAUCCAGAAGUAGAGAGACGGUUAAAAACGAAGUACAGCAAUUUGUGCAGCAGAUGCAAGAACCCACUGACAUGCGCAGCAGAUGAUGCAUAUGCUGGUUACGAAGGUGUCAUGAACUGUUUGUCGGAUGGCGCAGCUGAUGUGGCGUUCACGAAAAUCCCAGCUCUCAAGGAGUAUUUGGCAAAACAUCCGGAAUUCGCGGAUAAGGCCGAAUUGCUGUGCUUUGAAGGAGGUCGCAAGAGUUUACAGGAUCCAAAUCCCUGUACCUGGGGAGUUCGACCGACUAAUGCUUACGUUGCCAGAUCAAAUGACGCCGACGAGAUUGAUAAAAUUGUGAACGCUCUUUUGGAAACACAGAUUAAGUUCUCUGUUCCCCAAGUGCGAUAUCCUGAAUGGUACCACAAGGUUUUCCUGUCGCAUCCAAAGGUGACAGAACUCAGACGAACUCUUGAAGACAGAAGCACUCAUGUAUCCUACUUAGGCGAUUUCAUUCAUUCCAUUCGAAAACCACGAAGAGGGUGUGAAGGCAAUAAAAAUACUGUGGCUUCUAUUUGCGUCACGUCUCCCGAUGAAAAAUCCAAAUGCGAAGAUUAUUCUAAAGCUGCCGAGGCCAAAGGUUUGUGGCCGGACAUCGACUGCGUCAUGGGGGCUUCCAAGGCAGCUUGCAUGGUCACCGUCCAAGAGGACAAUGCCCAGCUCUUGGAGUUGGAUGGCGGAGAUGUCUACAAAGCAGGAAAGUAUCAUGGCUUGCAACCCAUCGCUUCCGAGCUCUACAACGGAUCUGAUGCCACAUAUUAUGCUGUAGCUGUUCUCAGGUCGGCUUCUGAUGUUACUAAGAUGUCAGAUCUUAGAGGGCUUCGUUCUUGCCACACGGGUAUGGGCCGAACAGCCGGGUGGGUGAUGCCAGUGGGCACACUCAUAUCCGAAGGGCUGCUCUCUUCUGGAAGCGGCUGCAACCAAGCAGAAGCAGUGGCAGAUUUCUUUUCUUCGGGAAGCUGCGUACCAGGUGCGAAUGACACGAAAUCCAAUCCAGGUAGGGUUCGCAGUGAAGACCUGUGCAAACAUUGCGUUGGAGACGAACAAGGCCUGCACAGAUGUGCCAGAGACUCAAAAGAACGCUACAGUGGUUAUGCGGGAGCAUUUAGAUGUCUAGCUGAAGGCCACGGAGAUGUGGCUUUCGUCAAGCAUAAGACGGUACCGGACUACACAGAUGGCCACGGCAAGGAACUCUGGACUAAAGAUUUGCUAUCAUCCGAUUUUAUAUUGCUAUGUGACGGAGGUGGUACAGACUCCGUGUUUAACUAUGGACGAUGUAACUUGGGAAAAGUUCCUUCUCACCAAGUUGUUACGGGUGGAAAUCUUUCAGAAAUUCGUCGUUUGAGUUUGGCUCGUUUAUUGGCGGAUUCUUCGAAAUCAUUCUCCAGCUCUUCUAAUCUCUAUCGAUUGUUUGGCAAAGGACAGAGGCCAGAUCUUCUUUUCAAAGAUUCAGCAACUGGUCUGAGAAUAACGCCACUGGACAGUAACUAUGAGCAAGUUCUUGGGAAAAGAUUCCUCGAAGCAUCAAGAGCUGCAGAUCCUAAAAACUGCGCAUAAAAUUUUUCAUCUAAAACACAUACUGUCAUUGUGAAAUAAUUGUCAUUAUAUCUCUGUCUUAAGUUGUUUAUCUAAGGAUUUUCAAAAUAAAAAUGAAAAGCCAAUAA